Molecule: messenger RNA, 2448 nt
Organism: Spodoptera littoralis (African cotton leafworm)
Lineage: Eukaryota; Metazoa; Arthropoda; Insecta; Lepidoptera; Noctuidae
Source: the annotation of a GenBank genome assembly
AUGUAUAUGAAUGACAAAUUGAAAAAUAAACUGGAAUCAAUUCACCGAUUUGAGAACGAACAAUCUUUCAUCGUUCGUCGUUCACCCUUCCCCCCAUUCGAAGACUAUCUCAUCCUCCGAGCGCAUCGAUGGCGGAGCGUUUGCGCGCUGGGGACUGGAGGCUUCGCUCUGUUGUAUUGGCGCUUACGACUCGCCGGAGCGCCCACCGCGUUCGCAGCGGCUGAUAACCCCGCGUCGCGAGACCCCUCAAUUCUUACGCGCCUCUAUACUUUUGCUUAUCUCCCCGUCUUCAACUUCUUCCUACUUUUAUACCCUUUUCAUCUGAGCUUCGAUUGGUCGAUGGACUCGAUACCGAGGAUAACGACGUUGUUUGAUGCCCGGAAUAUCACAACCGCCGUGUUCUACGCCGUCAUUUCAAAAGUGACUUGGCGAACGCUUACGAAUGAAUUAAAAAAGCAUCAAGACAACAUAUUGCGAGAUGCAAAGUACUACAAAAAACAAAAUUGUAAAAUUAAGCACAAAUGGAAUUAUAGUAGCAAGCCGUAUAAUAGAGGACAAGACUGUUAUGAAAGAAAAAGCUAUCAUGCGCCGCACAAAGAGAAUGUAUCAUCUAAAAAGCUAUUGUGUCCGUGCACUGGCUGCAAACAUUCACUCACUGAUGAGCACACGAGUGUGUGUCGCGCAAGCAACAACAAUAAUAUAACGAUGCACAACUCGAGUUGCAUUUGCCCGAUAUCGUUAACGAAGUCUAAGGCAAGCCCAGUACAGAGGACGGUUUAUCGCAGUCCCCAAGUUGCGUUGCUGAUGUUCAUGGCGUUUAUGGUACUGCCAUUCGUGCCUGCGACUAAUUUACUUUUCUACGUCGGCUUCGUGGUGGCAGAGCGUGUUUUGUACAUACCAAGUGUUGGUUUCUGUUUAUUACUGGGCUUGGGGGCUGGUGUGCUGACACGAAAUUGGCAUCGUGGCGAGACGCGAAGCAGGCUGUUCUUGUUGGCCCUGCUAGUGGCCUUGUCCGCCAUGUGCGGCUACACCAUGCGGAGAAAUCUCGACUGGCGUGAUGAAGAAAGUCUCUUCAGAAGCGCGUUGCAUAUCAACCCUCCAAAAGGUGCAAGGGUGUCAACGCAGGUUGCGUCCCACACCAAAGACCUUCCCAGCUUCCAGGGCAUAAUGGACAUACCGUCGGGUCUCUUACCAUCGUCGCGUGCCAAACCCUUUGGUUCCAGAACAGCUGGCACACCGGCGAUGAUAAGAGCUCGGCGGAUAAUGUCGUUAAUGCUGGCGUGUCGAGCUAUCCGGCCCGCGCUUCUGCUACACGAUAGGCCGUGGUGGCCGAGGCGGGUAUUCGAAACUGGCCAAUCACAAGGCGCCUCCUAUUACACGAAUUUGUCGGAACAGAGGACGGCGAGGCGAGCAUACGGCAACUUGGGCAGUGUGCUGACCACACAGGGACGGACCGCGGAAGCGGAAGUUGCCUUUGAGAGGGCGCUUAAGUACCGGCCGAAUAUGGCAGACGUGCAUUAUAAUUUGGGAAUAUUGCUACAAAACCAAAAACGUUACAGCGAUGCUAUCAAAAGUUUCGAGAGAGCAAUUUACUUUAGACCUUCAAUGGCUCUUGCGUACGUGAAUCUCGGAACAUCACUAAUGGCGGACGGGCGUUUAGCUGAAGCAGCAAGCGCGCUUCGAGCUGGCUCCCGGGCCGAAGGGGUGCGCGUACGCGACCGGAGAGAACACGACGCUGCACGAGUGUCAGCCCUAGUACAGCUUGCAGCGUUACACUCACAACGAGGGCAUUGGCAUAAAGCGCUGUCAGCAUACAAAGAAGCGCUGCAAAUAUUGCCAGACACAAAUACACCGAUCGUUGGCUGGACACGACAUAGUGUCCUUUCAAUGGUGGGCGAGAUUUAUGUGCAGCUACAACAAUGGCCGAUGGCCGAGCACAGUUUAGUAUCGGCACUGGCCGCAGCGCCGCACCACGCUGGCACUCACGUCACAUUAGCUCAAAUACUCGCCAGAAAUGCAAGUAGAAGUAUUGAAGCUGAAAUGUGGUUUAAAAAAGCACUCACUUUAGCACCUAACGAUCCGUCAGUAAGAGAUCAGUUUGGAAUGUUCCUGAGAUCACAACGUCGUCUCCGAGAGUCAGCAGAACAGUUAGUAGCAGCAGCUCAGUUGUCACCAACGGACAGUGCACGCGCGGCUUCAGCUGCGCGGGCACUGAGGGACGCGCGACGUUGCCGCUCUGCUGAGAGGUGGUAUGCACGCGCUGUACAGUUAAAUCCUGAUGACGCCGAGUAUCAUUCAAAUCUUGGCGCCAUCCUCCACCUCAACGGGAAGUACGCGGCAGCAGCGACCUCUUACCGGCGAGCGCUACAACUACAACCCAAUGACGACAUUACCAUCACUAACCUGAAAAGAGUCAGAGCAUUAAUGAGCAAACAACGUAGAAAAUAA